CUCAAGAUCAUCGUCCAAAAUUUAACAGGGUGGUUCAUUCCAUGACAUUCAGUACGGAGUUUGGCCCGGCUUGAUCAUGCUCAUCUUGAGACACCCUCUAGCUUGUGAAAUCUACAGAACUUCCACACGUUUCCUCAGUCGGUAGAAAGACUCGAUCAAAUCUGGAAGUCAAUAUGAAGUUUCAAUCUGGUGCUACUUUCUUUGUUUUAUUAUUGUUUUGUGUCAGCUGUCGAAGUCAGCUGCUGAGUGCCUUUAUGAACUUGUUCUCUAACAUAUUUCAUGGUCCUGAACCUGGCCUUGGCGGGUUAUUCAGGGGCCAGUCUGAAAGCCAAAGAGGACCGUAUUUUGACGACGGGACACAACAACCCGUGGCUACUGGCUACGACGAGCCUUAUCCGGCAGAUUGCGGUCGCAAUCCCGAAGAUGGCACGGGUAAACUGUGCUUUCCCGAUGGAUUAUUGUGCAAACGAAGAGUCAACCGUGUCGGUAACGAGAACUUCAAUGGACAAAGAUACUGGAUGUCCUGGAAGAGCGAUGACCCUCAGUUGCGUACUGCCGAGUGGGAUUGGUUCAAUGCCCGUAACUACUGCCGCAAACGCUGCAUGGAUCUUGUCUCCAUUGAGACCCGCGAGGAGUACGAGUUUUUGAAGUCGCACAUGGGAGGAGUUGCUUACACCUGGACUUCUGGCCGUCUCUGUGAUUUUGACGGCUGUGAUAGGCCCGAUUUCUUCCCCAAGGAUAUCAACGGAUGGUUCUGGUCGGCAAAUCAGGUCCGUCUUGCUCCAACUAACUCCUUGAAUGAGUUCCACGACUGGUCCGGCACUGGAGGGGCGGGAGAACAUCAACCUGAUAAUCGUGAAGGUUCUGAAUCUUGUCUGGCCGUUUUGAACAACUUUUACGGUGACGGCAUUAAAUGGCACGACGUGGCCUGUCACCACGAGAAACCUAUCAUUUGCGAGGAUGUGCCUGGACACAUCCAGUUUGCUCGACAGAACUUCCCACAAUUGAACAUCCCCUAAGCAGUUGGAUAGUUCCGUGACUGAAAAGCAUUGAGAAUUCAAAAACACUCAUAUCUUCGUUCUACUUCAAACUCUUCCAAGUUUAUUCCUCCUUUGGUCCUCAUCUUGAUCAAGCGCAAAGUUUGGAAACGAGGACUGUUUAAAUCAUCUGCGCAGGUCUCUCCCCACCCUCAUAGACAUGCUGUAUUGUCUACUUCAAAAUGCCACUUUCUUUUCUACAACCUUGAUGGGCUUUAUUAGUUUGUAAACCAGAGGCAGGUAUCGGAUCAAAAGGUUCCAAAAAAACAGGGUUCCUCACAGAUGUCAAAAACUCGACUCUAUGUAUUAUAUCUGGACAUGCUGCCUUCCAGUUUUAUAUCUCCUUAUUAUUUAUACUCUUAUUUAUUACCUUGUACACAUUCGUAUCAUCAACAUCUUGUGUAUGAAUGUUAAUAAAUCUUGCUGAAAAGAA
Messenger RNA from Tigriopus californicus, 1470 nucleotides. RefSeq lists its product as uncharacterized. Bases 174 to 1019 code for a protein of 281 amino acids. NCBI's taxonomy places the organism in Eukaryota, Metazoa, Arthropoda, Copepoda, Harpacticoida, Harpacticidae. The record is from RefSeq and is a predicted model, not a curated record. The transcript has 4 exons.